AUGGAUGAAUACGUAUUGAAACAUUUCGAUUGGAGUACCUACUUCAAUACGGCCCGCAGCCGGUUCCUAGAAGGUCGUGAAGGAGUUUUGCAGAGUUUCGGAUUCCAUAACAUAGUAGUUGCAGCAGUCAUAUCGGCACUAACCUACUGGACUAUUAGAUUAUGGAUUGAAUUCCACUCGAUACAUCAUGUACAAGAGCAGAUGCAACAAAGGCCUAAGAUUCUGCAUCUUAAAGAUAUGGCAGAAUUUGCUAAUGAUCUCUUGGCACUUACAAAAGAACAUUUCAAUGCCAUUGUUAAAUUGAGACAUAAUCUGGUACCGUUACCGGUGCCCAGGGUAAGAAUGCCCAACUCACUCAUCGCAAGAACCUUAAAAAUAGAGCUAGAUGAUGAUGAAGAAACGAAUUUUCAAACAGGGUAUCCAGCGUCACAAAGUGCUGUGUUGACGACAUGCCUGGAUAAACUACACGUAUCAUUCAAGAUGGACUGCAGCCGGACUACGUUUGUCAGCGCACAUUGGGGCGUACCUUUGGAAAUAAUUCAAAAAAUAUGCGUAGAAAGCAAAUGCGCACAGGAAGAAGUACAGGAGGAACAGUUUAGUAUUGCCAAAUUUCUUAAAAAGUUCUGCUAUAUAGAACAAGAAGAUAGGUACCAGAGACUACUAGAUAUGGAUGAAUCUACCAUUCUGGAUACGCCAAAUGGCACCGACGAACGUUUUGGCAGGUUCAAUGUACUGGCAUACACCGACAAAAUCUGUACAAGCGAAGCGGUAUGUUUCGAUGCCGGAAAGGGGAUACGCUGCAAAGUCACGCCCCCAGUAAAAACUGUAGAGGUGGAAGGGGUACCACGGUCAAUUUGGGAGGUGCUACUCAGCAGGGUAUACGAUGACCGAGAAAUAAUACCACUGGUCAUUCUAUUGUACUCACCUCGUGCGCAUGAGACAAGAAUAUUCAGCGAGGGGAAUGUAGAGUCAUACCAAGGUCUUGCUGAAAUGACGUUGGUCAGUUUUACCGGAAGGCUGCGCCUCAGGGAACAAUUAACGCCCACUAUAACGAACCCAACUGCAAUUGUUAUAGAUGUCACCAAACAGAUAUGCUUCUCAAACGAUCUUGGAAGACCACAAGAAACAAGAGACAUGUUUGGAAUGGGCGAUGAAACAGAUAAUGACUGCCUAAUAUGCCUAUCCAACAGAAUGGAUACAGUACUACUGCCAUGCGGGCAUGCGUCAUUCUGCUUCAACUGCUUGCAGUCAUUACGCACUGAAAAGUGCCCAGUAUGCAGGGGAACAUUCGCAUCAUACAUUAGAUUCCCGUUACGAAACACCUCUAUUGGCUAA
Molecule: messenger RNA, 1335 nt
Organism: Babesia sp. Xinjiang
Lineage: Eukaryota; Apicomplexa; Aconoidasida; Piroplasmida; Babesiidae
Exons: 1
Coding region: 1-1335 (444 amino acids)
Biological process (GO): protein ubiquitination
Molecular function (GO): ubiquitin protein ligase activity
Source: RefSeq, a predicted model, not a curated record